GUUGUCCUUAAAAAAAGACAACACAAAGCAAGCCAGCAGUGCUGACGACUCGCGAACCAGUCGUGUGCUAAAAGUAGUCCUGGGGACGUGUGAAUGUGCUGAUUGUCGUUGCCGUCGCGCAGGGAGUAGGUAGCGGAGAAGAAAAUUAGAGCAGCAGCCGAAUUUCCAUCAAGGAGCAAAUGUCAAAACAAAAAUAAAGGACUAGUAGCAGGGAACGCGAAUGAAAACAAUAUGUCGUCACCGGACAUGGAAUCGGUUAUCCAGCAGCAGGCCCACUAUACCGUUGGAUACAAUCACUCCGACUGGCAGCCAAUUACGCUUACCCUCGUCGAAUAUCCCAAAGGGGAUCUGUUAGGAAAGUUGUUGGCCUGGAUUAGCUUAGCACCGUUAGGCAUAGGAGCGGGAUUCGUAGCGCUGAUACUGUUCCGACGGGAUUUGCAUACCAUUGUGUUUUUCAUCGGGACACUGUUCAACGAAUGUGUGAAUAUGGCGCUUAAGCACUGGAUACAGGAACCGAGACCUAUGACACGGUCGCAGAUCUGGACCGAAUACGGGAUGCCUUCUAGUCAUUCACAGUUUAUGUGCUUUUUCACGCAGUAUGUACUGCUGUUUGUUUUGAUAAGACUGCACCACAUGAACAACAAUAACGCCCGAAUGGAGCGGCUGGUACGAUUACUGGUUCUAUUCGUGUGUUCGGUGGCCACUUGCCUGGUCUGCUAUGGCAGGAUCUACCUGCAGUAUCACUCCCUGAGCCAGGUGAUGGUGGGAGCUGUCGUGGGGCUCAUCGUCGGCUCGUUGUGGUUCAGCUUGACGCACUGGUUUUUGACGCCCCUCUUCCCGAUGGUGGUCUCGUGGAAGGUAUCGGAGCUGUUCCUCUUGCGGGACACCACUCUGAUUCCGAACAUAUUGUGGUUCGAGUACACCGUUACGAGACAGGAGGCUCGGGCCCGAGCCCGCAAGCUCGUGAGCAUGAAAUCUCAGUGACGUUUCUGGUCACCCUGAUCCGAUGGCUUCGGUGCGUCCCGGCGAUACGUUAAAUAACAGUGCUUGUAAAUUACAAACUGAAACUAAAACCACCAUCAUCCGAACAGCAGAAACAGCAGCCCAUCACGUAGCAUCAAGUCGGCGGAAAAGUGGAUAUUUGUAAUAUGUAGGUAUUGUUUGAAUGUGUAUAUUAUCGUAUUGAUUUCGACAAUAUUUUUACACAGAACGCCUAGUUUAAUUAGAUUUAUAUUUAUUCAUUUGCUGCUUUCGAAAAUUUAAUUCAGUUGAUAUAAAAGUUGACUUUGCACCAA
Molecule: messenger RNA, 1295 nt
Organism: Armigeres subalbatus
Lineage: Eukaryota; Metazoa; Arthropoda; Insecta; Diptera; Culicidae
Product: dolichyldiphosphatase 1-like
Exons: 4
Coding region: 232-984 (250 amino acids)
Biological process (GO): protein N-linked glycosylation; lipid biosynthetic process
Cellular component (GO): endoplasmic reticulum membrane; intracellular membrane-bounded organelle
Molecular function (GO): dolichyldiphosphatase activity
Source: RefSeq, a predicted model, not a curated record